This is a messenger RNA of Hypomesus transpacificus, 1761 nucleotides long. RefSeq names its product cell wall protein RBR3-like. The record is from RefSeq and is a predicted model, not a curated record. The coding region runs from base 305 to 1525 and encodes 406 amino acids. The transcript has 3 exons. NCBI's taxonomy places the organism in Eukaryota, Metazoa, Chordata, Actinopteri, Osmeriformes, Osmeridae.
CCCCCCUCCUCCCAGGUAAAAUGUGGGUCGUGAGGUUUGACCAGUUGAGUUAUUAGUUGAAAAGCGUUGCAUUAUUCCCGUACGCAAGCUCAGCCACUGAGAAUGAGGAAUCAAAUCAAAUGUUUUUGUAUAGCCCUUUUUACACGCAAGCAUGUCACAGAAGCGCAGCGGUAAAACGAAACUGUCCAAAAGAAGCAGAAACGAAACUGAUUUCAACAUUCUACAUUGAACAACGGGGUGACACCUUAAGACUAAGUAGAAAUUGAAGCAAGAACAAGUCACAGUGCGCGUGAGAUCCACCUCAAUGAAGAUGAGGACAUAUCUCGUGCUGUGUGCGCUAGCGGUGCUGUCGAUGUUAGACCGAGCGGGGUCAGACGCAGCUUCGACAGAUCUCCAUGGCUGGAUGUUCAUUCUGUCUCCGGAAGGAACUGUCACCCUGUUCUCCCCCUCUGUUGCUCCCUCCUCCACCCCCUUCCCUUAUUCCUCCCCCUCCUCCUCUCCCUCCCACUUCUCCUCCUCUCCUUUCCCCUCCUCCUCCCCCUUGCCUUCCUCCUCUCCCUCUUCCUCCCCCUCCUCCUCUCCCUCUUCCUCCCCCUCCUCCUUUCCCUCUUCCUCUCCCUUCCCCUCCUCCUCCCCCUUGGCUUCCUCCUCUCCCUCUUCCUCCCCCUCCUCCUCUCCCUCUUCCUCCCCCUCCUCCUCUCCCUCUUCCUCUCCCUUCCCCUCCUCCUCCCCCUUGCCUUCCUCCUCUCCCUCUUCCUCCCCCUCCUCCUCUCCCUCUUCCUCCCCCUCCUCCUCUCCCUCUUCCUCCCCCUUCCCCUCCUCCUCUCCCUCCUUCAGUACCACCCUCCCCUACAGCCCCUCUCCCUCCCCCCCCCCUCUACAAGGUGUGACGGUGUGUUUGCGCUACAUAGCCGAGACACUAGAUGACCUGAACCUGUUCACACUCCAGAUCCCAGGCUCAUAUUUCAGCCUUUCUCUGUCCAGAAACGGUGUUAUAGACACACUAUCACUGUCCGGCUUCAGAAAGAACUUCUAUUCCUAUCAGCCAUGGACCACAUCUCUCUUCUCUCACUGGACCAGUAUCUGUGUGACCUGGGAGGCCAGUGGGGGUGUGGCUCAGAUGUUCAGGGGAAGUACCAGCAGCGUCAUGAAGAUUAUGGGAAGAACGAGUGUGCUCAGCAGAGGCCCAGCAGUUCUGACUGUGUCAGGGUUCGAAGGUCAGAUCUGUGACAUUGAGGUGUGGGACGCCCCUCUCUCUUCUGACCGUAUUGACUACUACAUGAAGGAUUACAAUUUCCAUGGUAACCUGCUCAGCUGGUCUAAUGCAGGCUUGUCCACCUCUGGCCCCGCCCUGCUGAGGAAUAAAUUCCUCCAGCAGCCAAUCAGAGCCAAUAACCCAGACGCUGGGCCAAUGAGAGAGAAGGUGAAGAGUUUGAAGAGGGGGCAUAGGGAGAGGAUGAGGGAGGGGUGGAGAAGGGGAGGAAGAGAUGGAAGGAAUAGGGAGAGGAUGAGGGAGAGAUUGUGAGGGGGUACGUAUAGAGUGAUUGGAUGCAGGUGGAGAGGGGGAUGAAGAGGUGAAAGGUUAAGAUACAAACAAUAGGAUAUAAUCAAGCCUAUUACGUUUGUAACAAUAUGAUUAUGCACAUCAAUAAAUUACAAUAUUCCUCAACAUGUCUGAAGGAGGGCUAUAGAGAUGGAGGGAUGGAGAGGUGAAGGAGGGCUAUAGAGAUGGAGGGAUGGAGAGGUGAAGGAGGGCUAUAG